AUUAGACUUGAAGGUAUAGGAAUAUCUGUGAUUAAUAAACGAAUGCAGGAAUUAUUAUAUGCUUUCAUGCGUGGUUUGGAAUUUAAAUAUAGCGAUUCUACACUUUAUCAAUCCAUCAAUUUUGUUGUAAAAUGGUUACAGAUCGAUAAUCAACUUUAUGGAGGACUUUAUCCAAUAAUAUUAUAUCCAACAGUUGUCCCGAAAGAUUCCAAAGAAAUUGAAGUUCAUCCUGCUUUUCAUACAUCUCUUAUUAAAGCAAAAGAUGAAUCUCACGGAGUUACCUACAUUAAAUAUUUCUCUAUCUUAUUACAAGAAAUGACAUUUGAAAUUGAUGAAGAUUUUCUGUUUUCAUUACUCGAAUUUACGAAAAUUCAAGGACCCGGUACAGAAGAAGAAGCUGAAGACCGACCACUUAUUGAAGGUACCUCUGAUAUUCCUGAACCCAAGUCUGCAGAGGGUGAUAACCAAUUAUACUUCGAAGUAUUACAUAUACACCCAAUGAAACUUAAUAUAUCAUUCGUUCGAACAGAGAGGAUUAAUGUCGAAAACAA
Messenger RNA from Dentiscutata erythropus, 551 nucleotides. The record is from the annotation of a GenBank genome assembly. Lineage: Eukaryota; Fungi; Glomeromycota; Glomeromycetes; Diversisporales; Gigasporaceae.